This is a messenger RNA of Nomia melanderi (Alkali bee), 4443 nucleotides long. RefSeq names its product serine/threonine-protein kinase D3 (gene PKD). Gene Ontology annotation, biological process: phospholipase C-activating G protein-coupled receptor signaling pathway; protein phosphorylation; intracellular signal transduction. NCBI's taxonomy places the organism in Eukaryota, Metazoa, Arthropoda, Insecta, Hymenoptera, Halictidae. Gene Ontology annotation, molecular function: ATP binding; protein serine/threonine kinase activity. Gene Ontology annotation, cellular component: cytosol. The record is from RefSeq and is a predicted model, not a curated record.
AACUUUUAAAGUCUGUUACUUUCACAUACCGAGUGGCGGCGUGCAAAUAAUAUGCGAGUUCUUAACUUCUACCAUGGUGCAAAAUUUUCAUUGAAUUCACCGAGCUCGAAAAUCAUAUACUCUGCUGGUUUAAGAGCUCCUAGGGAGACCUAGUUUCCGAGCUAAUAUCGUGAGGGUACUGUAUAACAGAUAGAAGUGUACAGCGAAGGUGGGUCGGUCACCUGGAGAUAACUGUAAAAUGUCAUCGACGAAUGUGUGUCAGGAAUGGAUUUGACGCUCAUCGGUGACACUUGUGGGAUCUGUUGUCACAUUAAUUAUGUUCUAUCGAUAUUAAUUUGAUUGAUAAGAGAGCGGCUACAUAGACAAACAGCGUCUUCUGUCAAUUUACUUCAAUAUUGCAGAUAAUAAUACAUAUAACAUGGAGGGACCAGAAAUAACAUUUUUAUUUCAAUUUGGUUUGACUCGUGACACUGUCACUGUUGAUGGCAGCACGUUAACUCUUAGGGCUCUUAAAGAAUUUGCCUGCGAUUUUAUAAACACUAAAUGUCCUGAGCAUGGUUUGAAUCACUUGUUUGAACGAUUGCUUUUAUUUAAGCAUGAUUAUAAUUCUACCAAUAUAUUACAACUGAUCACAAAUACAACAGAAGUUGUUGAUGAAACUUUGGUAGAGAUUGUUUUGACUGCACAAGUGCCAAACGAGGAAGUUCCCAUUCGUUCUCAUGCUUUAAGUGUUCACUCAUAUAAGGUUCCAACAUUUUGUGAUUUUUGUGGAGAAAUGUUAUUUGGUCUUGUUCGACAAGGUUUGAAAUGUGAAGGUUGUGGAAUGAAUUAUCAUAAAAGAUGCGUUAUUAAAAUACCUAAUAAUUGCUCACAAGAUGUCAAUCAAAGACGUCGCAGUUCAGCAAUGCUAAAUGUACCCAGAUCUCCGAGUCAAGGAUCUACCAGUAGUUUGACCAGCAUCAGUGAUGAUAAUCAUAGUACAAAUAAUAUGCCGAAUGUGAGCCAAAAUAGUAGUACUUUGACAAUACCAAGUAUAAUGGCUCCAAAACAAUCCCGCUCUCCCUCACUUGGAGGAAGACCAGUAUGGGUCGAACGAGAACUUGCAACACGUAUAAAAAUUCCGCAUACAUUUGUGGUGCAUACAUACACUAGGCCAACUGUAUGCGGACACUGUAAAAAAUUGCUAAGAGGUUUAUUUAAACAAGGCCUCCAAUGCAAAGAUUGUCAGUAUAAUGCACAUAAAAAGUGUAUUGAUAAAAUACCUAAAGACUGUACCGGAGAAAAUCCACGAGACAAUACAGGUAAUGAGUAUCCUGAUAGUGGAGUUGGCAGUGAACCAGAAGGUAAAUGCGAUGGAAGGAAUGAAGAAGGCGACGGUGAUAGUGAUGCUGAAUCUCCAUCACCCCCUCAACAUUCUUCAUUUGCAGGAGAUGAAACAAAAUCUUCUGAAGAUUACACUGAUCAAGUUCCAAGCAAUGAUGAUACUAUUUAUGAUGAAUUUCAAAAGUCGAGACCAUCGAGUUGCAGUUCCACACCAAGCAAUAACAUUCCUUUAAUGCGUAUAGUGCAAAGUAUAAAGCACAGAAAACGACGUGGGUCAAAAGUUCUGAAAGAAGGUUGGAUGGUGCAUUUUACAAACCUUGACCCAAUGAGAAAAAAACAUUACUGGCGUCUUGACACAAAAGCUAUAACAUUAUUUCACAGUGAAAGUAGUUCCAAAUAUUAUAAAGAAAUUCCAUUAGUUGAAAUAAUAUCGAUUGAAACUGCAAAAACGUCUCGUUCAAGCACAAUGCAUUGUUUUGAGUUUAAAACUGCCAAUGUUGAGUAUUAUGUUGGGGAAGAUUCUUCGUUUGGAGAUAAUUGUAGCCAAGUUCCUCCUCCUCCAGAAAGUGGAAUUGGAGUACACGUAGCUAGAUCAUGGGAAACUAUUAUUAGACAGGCUCUUAUGCCUGUAACAACUGUAUCGAGUAGUCAAGAACAGUCUACAGAACCAGAAGAAAAUGUCACAGACAUGUCUCAGUUGUAUGAGAUCUUUCCAGAUGAGGUAUUGGGUUCUGGUCAGUUUGGUACUGUAUAUGGUGGUGUUCAUCGUAAGAGCGGUCGAGCAGUUGCCAUAAAAGUUAUCGAUAAGCUACGUUUUCCUACAAAACAAGAAGCACAGCUUAAAAAUGAAGUUGCUAUUCUACAAAAUCUUUCUCAUAGCGGUGUUGUUAAUUUAGAACGGAUGUUUGAAACUACAGAACGUAUAUUUGUAGUAAUGGAGAAAUUGAAAGGAGAUAUGUUAGAAAUGAUACUGAGCUCGGAACGCGGCCGCCUCAGUGAGAGAGUCACUAAAUUCUUAAUUACACAGAUACUGAUAGCGCUGAAACAUUUACAUAGUAAGAAUAUAGUGCAUUGUGAUUUAAAGCCAGAAAACGUGUUGUUAAGCAGUGACAAUGAAUUUACCCAAGUAAAACUGUGCGACUUCGGUUUUGCAAGAAUCAUAGGAGAGAAAAGUUUCAGAAGAAGCGUUGUUGGUACUCCUGCAUAUUUAGCCCCAGAAGUUUUAAGGAACAAAGGAUACAAUCGAUCUCUAGAUAUGUGGAGUGUUGGUGUAAUUAUUUAUGUAUCUUUAAGCGGUACAUUCCCAUUUAACGAAGAGGAAGAUAUUAAUGAACAAAUUCAAAAUGCUGCUUUCAUGUAUCCUCCUGAUCCAUGGAAAGAGAUUUCGUCGGAUGCAAUUGAUUUAAUAAAUAAUUUAUUACAAGUAAAACAAAGGAAACGAUACACUGUAGACAAAAGUUUACAGCAUACAUGGCUACAAGAUUAUCAAACGUGGUGUGAUUUACGAGAAUUAGAGGCAAAAGUGGGUUAUCGUUAUUUAACUCAUGAAAGUGAUGAUGCUCGGUGGCUGGCGUACAGUAAUCAACGCACAUGACAGAAUUGUUCGCCUACAUUAAACAUAAAAACAUUGCCAAAUAAUUUGUCAUUACACAAAGGUUGGGCUCGAAAAGCUCGAGCCACUUUACAGCGUUUUAUUCGUGCCUGACUUGGAUAAGUUCGUAGAAGGGAGUACAAUUUUAUCUCUUAUUUUAAAUGUUAGAAUACUGAUAGUAAACCAACGCAUCAAUGAUGAACGUAUCUUUCAAGAUAUUUGCGUAGGAAAUAAGAAUCUUACUUAAUGACAUUUUGAUCAGACUGCAAUAUGUAAGAUAAGACACUGAACAAGAUAUUGUAGUGAAAUGCAACAGUAAUGUGCAUACAAACUCUAAAACUUCAGUGAAAGUUAAAUAACAGAUCUAAAUAUGCUUCAAUAUUGUGAGAUUUUAUUGUAGUUAUCAGAUUGUAUAACAACAAAUGUUUUAAAGAAUGGUAUACAUGGUAUAAUUGUGUAAUAUGUUAUAACAAUUACAUAAUUUUCGUUUUCUUAGAUAAAUAAUUAUUUUGCGUUUUUAUAUCACUUUAAUAUUCUUCUAAAUGCAUAAUAUUUUACAAGUAACUUAUAAAUACUAAUUUUGUAUCAUGAAUGACAUCUAACAUAUUUUCUGAUUUAAUAUAGAGUUGAAACUGUAGUAUAGUUCAUAAUUGCACAAAUGUUGCUUGGAAGUACUGCUAGUAGAUUUAUAUAAAUAUAAUAAUAUAUUACAUACAAAGAACUACAAAUAAUACGCAUUACGCAUUGUGUACUAUGAUCAGAAUGACCAAGUUAAUGUGAUCACUGAAAAUACUUUUAUUGUUUUCAGUAAAAUAGAAAUGAAAAAAAAGUUGUACUAUUAUAAAUAUCGAAACAUUUAUUGAAAUCAAACUUCCUCAGAUUUCAAGAUUACCUAAUUAAGUUAUACCAUUGUUUUAAGGAAAAUUUGUUCUGUAAAUUGUAGAGAUAUUUUGAGUAGUCACAUUAAUGAAACGAUCUGGUUAAAUAUUUGGCAUGUCUUUGAAAUUAAUGAUGGGAUUAGAUUAUAUACAUGUAGAAGCUUCUUUUCAAAUUUGUAGAAUUAGACAAGAAUAUAAAGAAAAAAGAUUUUUACUCCGCAUUUUCUCUUAAAAGUGUCUAAACUUAAAAAUUAGAAGCUUCAAUGUCUAUAUCUCUCAUCUGAUUUUUGAAAACAUAGCAAUUUACUAAUGAAGUCAUAGACAUUUGGUAGUCUGUCCUUGCAAAGUAUUAUAAUAAGAUCAUAACAUGAAUAUUGUUUCCUAAUGCUUCCAACUACAAACAUUCGCCUGUACUGAUUAUAAAGAAAGAAAUUAAUUGUAAUGUAAGUACACUUCAAAUAAUUGGACAUUUCUUGGAAAUAUCCUUAAGGAUGUCCUAUAUAGUAUUGUGGACAUAAUCGCUAAUGUGAUAAAUUUUGUAUUAGGAAGUAGCAAUCAAAAAUCUGUUAAAAUUAUUCGCUCAUUGGCAUACAGUAGAAAUGAGUUGAGUGUUCUGAAUGUAUUUAUUGUUCCAUUUUACUACUGAACAGU